AUGAAAGGUCGCGCGCCUCUCCCGGUCCCCUCCGGUCCUCAAUCGCUCCAGAACGGCCAUUCCCGCACUCCGUCCGGCUUCGACAUGGCUGCCCGCAGCCCUCCCAAUCAGAGCAAUACCAAGCAUGUGCCUUGCAAGUUCUUCCGUCAGGGUGCUUGCCAGGCCGGGCCUGCAUGUCCAUUCCUUCACUCCACUGAUGCAGCAAUAGACUAUGCGCCUUGUAAAUAUUUUACUAAGGGCAACUGCAAAUUUGGAGCGAAGUGUGCGCUGGCGCAUAUUCUGCCUGAUGGCCGGCGUGUCAAUCGUCCCAGUCCGGGAAUGGGAAUGGGUGGCGGCCACCUGAAUUUAGGCGGUCGUGUUAAUCCGCAAGCCUAUGUGAAUCAAGACUCUGCGUUGACCAACUCGGUUCUGUCGCAGCAGCGAAUGAACGGCCAGGACCCAAGAUAUGCCCCCCAACUCCCGCCUCAGGACGAAUACACUGCCCUGCAGUCACCACCGUCGCAACAACCGCCCUUUGAUGCGAUUCCCACAAUUGAUACCGGGUUGACGUCCGACACUAAUUCCAAGUACGGGUCUCCUGUCGAUGAUGUACGAUUCCCUAUGUCACCCAGUCACCGCCAUCUGACUGCCCUUGAUGCCCCACUUCCUGCGUCUUUCGACAGCCAAGGCAUUUCGCACGCCGCUCGCUAUGGCCCAGUUGCGGCUUCCAUGCCAUCAAAGUUUGGGUUGGAGCUGUCGCCUCCAGCACAGAGGAUAGGCGCACCGUCAGAUACCCUUCGGACCCUUCGAGACACAGCGUACGGGUCCGAUCUCAGAAAAUCAUCUUUCAUUGGGUCAUCCCCUCCCACUCUGCCAGAGGAUGGAUUGGGACCACGUUUCCUGCAUUCCCAACGGCCCAUGAAGACACGAAUGUUGUCUGCAAGUGUGCCGCGACCUACAGCUCUAGAUGACUGGGACGAUAGCAAUUUUCCAAUGGAAGAAGAUUACUUGCCGAUAAAUCUGCACGACGAUGUUCUUACCCCGCAAGAGCGACUUCGGCGUCUUUCGCGCACGGACCACGAUUUGAGUUCCAGCCACCGCGAGCUCAACGGCUUGGGCAUGACCGGCACCAGUUUCUCCAAAAUUGGCUCUCCCCUGGCGUCCAGUCCGUCUCGGUUUGGGGCCUUGUUCGCCAAGCAGCGGCAAAAGCGGGAGGAAGAUGCACACGGCACUUCUCUUUCACACAUCGGCUCGCCUUUGCGGGAAUCUUCAUUGAAUUUAGGCACCAGCCCUAGCCUGGGCCCAAUUGGUAGCCGGCAAUUCUCUGGAGACAUCUCUCCGUUUGUUGCGAGUGCUCCUCGCCAAACAUCAAUGUCCAUGAUCUCGCAGCAGCUCAGUGGCAUGUCUCUUCACCCCGGCCCCCCUCGCUACUCGGCAUCUGCAGGCCCGAGCAGCCGCUUGGACCGUACUGUUUCAUCGCCGGUAAGCACCAGCAAAAUCGACGAAGAGCAAAGCGACUUGGUUUUCUCCAUGGAAGAGGAAGAGAACAACAAGCGAAAUAGCAGUUCCUGGGGGGCCCAAAAGGCAGAUUCGAACGACGAUGUGCCCACAACCACAAGUAACCCAGAGUUUCAGCCUUGA
This is a messenger RNA of Aspergillus homomorphus CBS 101889, 1620 nucleotides long. RefSeq names its product putative spindle poison sensitivity protein Scp3. Gene Ontology annotation, biological process: protein polyubiquitination. Lineage: Eukaryota; Fungi; Ascomycota; Eurotiomycetes; Eurotiales; Aspergillaceae. The transcript has 3 exons. Bases 1 to 1620 code for a protein of 539 amino acids. The record is from RefSeq and is a predicted model, not a curated record. Gene Ontology annotation, molecular function: metal ion binding; ubiquitin protein ligase activity.